Candidula unifasciata is the source of this 1905-nucleotide messenger RNA. The record is from the annotation of a GenBank genome assembly. NCBI's taxonomy places the organism in Eukaryota, Metazoa, Mollusca, Gastropoda, Stylommatophora, Geomitridae.
AUGAACGAUAUAUUUAAGGACUAUACAUCGUGCCAAAGUUGCAACACAUCAGGACAUUUUUCAGAGAUAGUCUUUCGGAGAUUAAAAUCAACCGCUUCAUCGCUUCAGGUUGUGACAAAAACAAAGAAGAUGUUAUCAAAACAUACCUCAUCGUCAGAGUUUUUAUGUAACGAUUCGCAAGGGUCCAUACGUCAGUCUGCCUCAGCGCUGAGAUGUUCACUUGUGCCUUCAUCGUUGUGGUACAGGUGGUUGUUGUGCUGGGUGUUGAUGUUUUCGGUUGUGGUUCGCUGUCAAGGACAGGAUGUGGCGGAGCAUGGGAGCACAGACACAGAGACCGUGGAUAAAUAUUUGUCGACGUUCGGAUAUUAUUCUCAAAACCCCGGCGAGACACAGAAUCAGGCAAUAUCUAGAUCUGCAUCCGAGUCAGAGGUCACGUCUGCACAUUCAGAAGUGGAACGUAGCCGCGCAAUCAGGCGCCUACAGUCUUUCUUCCAUCUACCCGUGAAUGGACAGCUGGACGUUGACACCAAGAAGAUCAUGGGGUCAGCCAGGUGUGGCCGCAAGGACAUCGAAGCUGGUGAUGAACCAACAGGCGGCAGAGUUGUCAAGGUUCUACAGCCUGGGAGCAGGAGGAGGGUCAAACGUUACACCGUCAACAGAUACCCUGAUGGAACCCUGGCCAAUUGGAACGUCUCACAGCUAACCUGGAGAAUUUCUCGUCCAUCCCGGCAACUCUCCGAGGCGCAGCAAAGGGAGAUAGUCCGCACCUCACUAGCCAUGUGGGCGGAGUACAUGCCCAUUAAAUUUAUGGAGGAGAGAGGCCAAGAGACACCAGACAUUGACAUCCAAUUUGCCAGGGGAGAACACGGUCCAAAACCGGACCCCAUUUUUGAUGGUAAUCCUAAACAAUCAUUGAAUAUUCUGGCACACGCCUGGGGACCUGGCUACAACAUCAAAGGUCUGGCUGGUGAUGUCCACUUUGAUGAAGAUGACGACUGGAAAGAUUACAACACUCUGCUGGGUGUCGCUGUUCACGAACUGGGACAUUCUAUGGGUUUGGGACAUUCUGAAGAUGAAUCUGCCAUAAUGUACCCAGUGUACAGAAGUGUGGUUGCUCUAGCACAGGAUGAUAUCGACGGAAUUACGCUAAUGUACGGAUCUGGUGCAGGGACCAGACCACGACCAAGGACACAGGCUCCUCCCGUUUGGACUUACAAGCCUGAUCCAAGGUACAUAACUGAAAGGCCUGACCCAAGACAUAGGACUGAAAGGCCUGACCCAAGAAAGUACAUCGCUGUCUCGGAUGAGAAUGUGCACACACUGACACAACAUGGCGUUCUGGAGAAGUCUGAACUUCUGCAAGAUGUCUACCCUGAAGUUCCUAUUAACCCAGAUGUUGGAUUCUCAAUUUACACAAAAAGAACUGUGUACUUCAUCAAAGACAACAGGAUGUGGGCUUAUAAAGAAGGUCAGCUUGUGAAUGAAUAUCCAAAGUCACUUAGUAGCCUGCGCUUUCCUGAGCCUCCAAAGUUUACUGUGACAUUAAACCAGCGAGAUGGCAGCUAUCGUCUUUACCUGUUUGGAACAAGAUACUUUUGGAUGUUUGAUGUCGACAGGCUAUUCAUCGUUCAGCCCCAGCCAAUCUCAUCCUUCAGUGGUGAUCUGCCCCCUGGUGUCCGAUUUGCAGCUCGCUGGCUCGACAAUCAUUUGUAUGCCGUUACCAAAAAUAGUUAUGUGAUUAUGGACAUGGAGACGAGAAGGAUAACACAUGAAAGCCCAAUCUCUGGAAAACCUGAGUGGCUGCAGGCUUUAUGUGGGCGAAGCAACCGAAUAUCAACACAUGUAACAAGUCUUCUUGCUGCUGUUAUGUUGGCCAGCGUCAUCACGUCAUAUUUCCAGCGGUGA